UGAUAACUGCGAUAGAAAUUGAGUAUUGUUGUUUUUGUGCACACUUAUACACUUUUGUUGUUGAUUGUGUGUUGCAAAAAAAUACAAAAAACAUGCUUUUGAAAACUUUGUAUGCCUUGUUUGGUCGGACGGAUUCGGUUACGACAGCGAGGUGCCACCUCGUUUACCAAGUUCGUCCCGUCGAACGUCGUUCUCGCACACUGCCUAGAAGGCUUACGCUGUGGGGAGUCGCUGACUGCCGCUUCUUGUACGUGUGUAACUAAGUAUUUAUAACUGUGCCCCUCACACGUGCAUUCUAUGGUCCGUCGGUAGGGACUAGGGCGCAUACCAACUGCCAAGAGCCAGCUAUCGAGUUGCUAUCGCCAAUGAGUGCGAAUUCAUUUCGCUUCAAUUCAGAAGUCUACGCGCCGUGGAUGUUGUAAGGCGGCGCGCAUGUUUGCAUCUCGGUCUUCAGCUCGUUCGGAGUCAUGCUCGUGUGUGAUUGCUGAUUGCUCAGCAGAAAUUAUUUCGUGGAUACGCAAAUGAAAAUGAAAACCAGCGACAAUGACAACAAAAAGGCCAGUAACAAUUACAACAAUGAAAAUGAAACAACAAAAAUAAUAAUAACAACAACAACAACAACGCCAGCAUUAAUAGCAACAUUAUUCACAGCGUUUGGCAGUCACCAAUAAAAUAAAUAAAUAAAGAAAGAACUCCAUUGAGGCGACGCUGGCAGGCAGUGGCUAACGGCCGAACGAACGGACGGACAGACAUUCAGACAAAGCAACCGACUGUUGUAUUGUGCGGCAGACCUAUAUACAAACAUAAGUGGACUUAAGUGGCCGCCUUCACCAGUUCGCAGCGCACGUAUCUCAAUUCCAGUGGCAAUCAUAUUGUCCGGCACAACGUGACGUGACGUGUGGAGGCGCGCACAAAAAAAAAUCAACAGACACAACAACAGCAAACAUGCUAGCGGUGGCGGCGGCCACGACGGAUGCGAAUUAUAAUGAUAUUCAGCGUGUUGUUGCCAACAGCAAUUGUGCUAGCGUAUGUGUGGUUGAUUUGCAAAAAAUGCAAAGUAGCAGAAAAUAAACAAAAACACAAUCAAAAGGCAUAAAAAUAAAAAUAAAUAAAAAUACCAAAAAAAAAAAAUGGAAAAAUAAAACUGAAAAUUGCGAGAAUUAAAAAAUACAAUAAAAAGGCUAUAAACAGAAAAAUUGUAUAAAAUAUGCGGACACACAGCGUGGACGUUAAGAAUGAAGCAAGAACUGAAUAAAGGCAAAAAUCUUGAAAAAUAAAAAAUAUGCAAUAAAAGCUUAAUAAAACUGUAUAAAGCGUAUAAAUGAAUUCAAAGUAACACAAUAAAAACGUGCAAAGCGUUGAAAAAGCGGUUAGGCGGACAAGAAAGCCGAGAAAAAAUAUGAAAAAAAAAUUAAUCAUAUUAAAUUCGCACAAAGCAGAAAAAAGAAAAACAAAGUUGAAAAAAAAUGAUUUGUUUAAUUUUUUUUACGAAAAAACACAUUCAUAGCAAAUGAUUGUUUGAUGGAUGGCCGGUCGCUCGCAUUGAAAGCGCUUAGAUUGCAUAACAAAUUGAAGUGUUUAUUGCGAAUAAAUAAAUGUGUAAAUGUUUACAAAUUGUAUGCCGUGGCGUUUUCAAUUUCGCUUACCGAUUUUGUAAUUAAAAAAAUUGCAGCAAGCAAAAAAUAUGAAAAAAGUUAUAAAUAAAAAAGUAAAAUGCAGAGUUCAAUAAAUAUAAAUGAAUUAUAAAUUAUAUAAAAAAAAAAUUGAAACAUAUUAAUACAAAAUAAAAAAAGUGAAAAACAAAAAUAAAUAAACAUAAACUAAAAAAAAAAAUUUGAAAAAAUUAAAAAAUAAUCAUACAAAAUGUGAAAUAAAGCACAACGACAUUUGCACGUACGAUUUAAACGACAACACAGAAACUUGCUAGGCUUAGCUUGUGCAAGCGCGUCAUGGUGGGGCGUAUAAGUGGCAUUCUAUAAAUUUAAUCCGUUGAGGUCAUUAUUUAUUCAUUCGUCAAUUCUGUGAGCUGAUUUAUGUGCGUGGAAUACUUUAAAGCGCCUUGAGCUGCGCAACGUACACACAUAGGCAACAUAGGACGUAGUGACUGGUGAGCGAUCGAGCGCACGUCGCGGAAACCUAAAGCAGUAGUGUGUGUGUGUGUCUGUCGCUUAGCGUUGUGACGGCUGUAGCUGUAGCUAAAAGCGUGCGCUAAAUAUUUGUCAUUAUCAUUAACGCCAGUGUAUUAAAUGUUAUCGGCUGUUGAGAAUUUUGGCCCGUUGGUCGGACCGGCUGUUGCACUCUCACACCAUCCCCAUGCCGCGACGCAUCACCUACAAGCGCAACAUCAUCCGUAUACCGCUGAACGUAGUCCCAGCUAUGCGCUGGACAUAGUGUCCGCCGCGGAUGCUACUGUGCGCGUUUCGGCCGCCCUCUCACCGCCCACAUCCAUAGUGCCCGUCACUUCCGCCGCCGCCGCCAUCAUCUCCACCCAGACACCGCUCACACACACGCAGUUAACGCAAUUGAAUGCGUUGCAAACGCUCAAAUUACAACAACAACUGCAACAACAGUACGAACAACAAUUGAGUAGUUUCAUUAACGCGCAGUCCGCGCAGUCUACGGCGUUAGGCGGUAUAACGGUGUUGCCGCAUCGGCCGCAACCGCAAGUGGUGUCGCUUAACGAGGCGCGUGAGCAGCAGCGGCAGCAACACCAGCAACAGCAACAUCAUCACUACCAGCUGCAUCAACAGCAGCAACAACACCAACAACAGCAGCAGCAACAACAACAUCAACAACAUUUACGUGAACAACAGUCAAUCAGCGUGAACUUGACGCUGCCUACAAACGCACCAAAGUACAUGAGCUCGCCGCGCGAUACCUCAACAAUGAUGCCGCUAACAGAGUUCACACCACCACAAAAACCAAAACAUGAACCACACACUGCAAUGGAAAAUGGCCAGUGCGGCGCCAUGAAUUUGGUCACAAACGCGAGCAAUGCUUUUGCCAGCAGUACAAAUUACCAAUUACACCACGCUAACGCGCACGCCAGCAGUAGUAAUAGCAAUCCCGCCUCCAUUGACAACAGUCGGCCGUCGUCGUCUUCCUCAUCGGUAGAUGUGGAGAAUGACGAGAGUAUGUCACCGGUUAAUGCAACGCAAGCUGCGCGCAAGUUACUGGACCCUGCCGCUUUGCUGGCGCACAAACAACCCACUUACAGCGAAACCAGCGCAUCCUCAGCAGCUGCCGCCGUAGUAGCCGCCUAUCAAUUUAACUACUCACAAUUAUAUGGCGGCGGUCGUCCGGCUGGACUCUAUAACGCACCCGUCAUUUUUACAGCACAUAAUCCACACGUAUCGCACGUGGUGCAGCAUCCCAGCGCCGUGCAUAGCGCGCACGCGCCACCAACCGCCUACCUCGGCGCAUUGGCGACGCACACAGCGGCGGCUUCGCCAAAUGAAAACAGCGUAUACUCCGCCGAAUACUUUAAGGCGCUGCAAAGCGCGGUAGCUGCAGGUGUAUUUCAAACGGUGCCCAAUCACACAACGCCCAUCUUUCAAACGUCACCGCUGGCCAGUAGUAAUUCGACGCCGUCAACUAUUGGCGUGACAAAGUCGCGCUUGCGUAGUCCCGCUGCAAGCACGGCGACAGCACAGGCGCCAAUUGCUUCACCGCCUAGCAAGGCGGAACAGCGUGCGGCGACGUCGACGAAACUCUCCACUGGCACUUACCUAUAUGAAAAGGCGAAAAGAUCGCCGCCCGACACGCCCGCAGACACUGAGAAGUUCUUCAAGAUACCCAGCGGUAAGGAGGGCUCACUCAAGCAUCGCAUACUCACGCGACCGUCGAGCGCCGAUAAGACGUUAACGACAGCAUCGGGUGCAGAAACUGGCAAGACGCCUAUUAUGCGCCCACACAAUUCGACGUCCAGCUUUAAAAAGGGCUCAUAUAUUGAACUCUCGAAUGGCUCGCUGCGCCGUGUGGAGGACAUGCGCACCGAGGAUUUUAUACAAAGCGCAGAGCGCAGUCCACAUCACCAGCUAAUCGAAUCCACGGUCGUAAAAAUCAACAACAACCCUUCGUCACACACUGUCGUCAUUGCAUUUAGUUACGAUCGUAAUCAGUCAAAGGUCGACAUGGAGGUCGCUACCGAACAUCCGUUUUUCGUUUAUGGCCAAGGCUGGGCAUCCUGCAAUCCCGAAUUGACAUACAAAGCUUUCGGUUUGAAGUGUCAACGCUUACAAGUCGGCGACAUCUGCAUUUCACUAACCAAACGCAAACCACCGAAUAUAAUUAUAAACAACAAUUACAACAACAACAACAAUAUUAUAAAUAGUAAUAACAAUAAUAAUAAGCAUAUGUAUUCACACGACACAACUACAACCACAACAACAACAACAACACGCACGACAACAAAUGAAAGCCAUUGCCUAGAACGUGAUCUCCAACCACUCGUAUUGAACGACAACGUGUAUGCUGCGCAUUUAAAAAGCGCCGGCAUAUGCCCACCGCCCACCGCACCAUACCCAAUAAUGCGUGGCGCACAUGGGGGUACGGUACACUUUAUGCCUCCCCACCUGCUCGCCAAUGCAUCCGCGACCGUCACACAUCCAGCGCCCUAUGCGCCCAACGAAAGAUACCCACACUUCCCUUUCCCCACGUCACCAGCGCAAGCGGCGUCAACACCUUUGCAUAGUUCGCGUGCUCAACACGGCGAUUUAACGUGCGCGGCGCAAUCACCCACGAAUAGCAGCACAAGGUCAGCGGAUGAAUGUGCCCAGUCAGUUGCGGCGGCGGCAGCAGCAGCCGCGUCAGCGCGCAAACGUCGCUGGUCAGCGCCGGAGAGUUUUUCCAAUAGCGAAGAUGAGGACGACGAAGCCGCGCGGUCGGGUGAAUAUCAACCGCCAUUGCGGCAGAAAUCGGCGCCGACUGCGGCGGUAAGCAGCAAUUACAAGCCUUACAUGCCAACGAAUAUGAAUAUGUCAGCGACGGCGGCAGCGACGGCCGGUCAAUUAAACUGUGAUUUUUCAACAAACUACAAAUAGCAAAAGAUCUCAAUGUUGGCGUGUGAAUUUCAAGUCAAGGCCUGACCUCGUGCGUUGUGCGGUGUAUUUGGGAAACAUCUCAAUUUAUAUACGCUAAAUAUUCAACCAUAUAUGAUAUUAUAUAUGUAUGUAUUAAUGUGCUUUAAGUCGUGGAUUAGCGCUAAGUGUGAGAAAAGGCUCAGCGGUUUAACUGUCGACGGCAAAAUAUUAUUUAUAUUUUUAAAUUGUUUAAAGCGGCUUUUAGAUAUUUUAUUCAAAAAUGAAAUUAAUUUAAAUUUAAUUCAAAGCAUGGCGUAAAUAUGUAUUGUAAAGCAACUUUGUACAAUUUACAGUUUCAGGAUCGACCUACAGUGUUUCAGAGUAGAUAUAGGAUAGGAAUCCAUGACUUUACAACUGUUAAUAUUUGUAUUUAGUAAUAUGUUUAGAAAAUUAUAUUUUUAUUCGAGUACGAGUAUAUGAAUAUCAAUGAAAACAUUUGAGUAUUUAAAUUUUCGAGUUGUCAGCCAUUUUGUCGCGUGUUUCACUAAUUUUAAGCAAAUAAUUGUAAAAAUAAAUAUUUUAAAGAUUUAUGUGUACAGAGUUUAAAACACACCAAUAUGCACAUGUAUAAAUGUAUAUACGCAUAUAUGUAUAUACAUGAAUAUAUAAAUAUAUAAAGAAUAUUCCAGGCGAUAUAUAUACGAUAUGUAUGUAUGUAAUACCAUGUCAGACUGUACAUUUGAAAUUAUAGCCAUAUGUAAAUGUAAUUUAAUGUAGUUAUUUGUAGUUAUUUAUAUUUAUAUGCAUACAUACAUAUUUAUGUAGUUAUCAGAUAAAUAAUGCUGAAUACAUACACACAUACAAAAAAGUUAUUGCACACGUGCUUGUGCAUGUUAUGUAAUUAUGAUUUGAUUGUAAUAAAUGAAAAAAGAAUAUAUGUAGUCCUGCAACAGUCACUGCAAUAAAGACUAAGUUUUCAAAUAUAAAAA
This is a messenger RNA of Bactrocera oleae (olive fruit fly), 6010 nucleotides long. RefSeq names its product Ataxin 1 (gene Atx-1). Gene Ontology annotation, molecular function: RNA binding; protein binding. The record is from RefSeq and is a predicted model, not a curated record. NCBI's taxonomy places the organism in Eukaryota, Metazoa, Arthropoda, Insecta, Diptera, Tephritidae. Gene Ontology annotation, biological process: regulation of DNA-templated transcription.